ACAAUUUUUAAGCACAGGCCCUAUUUGACUAUAUAAUGUUGUUUUUCAGCUGAUUAUAAAAUUAAAUAAACUAUUAUUGCCGACAAUAGAGUUCAAGAAAAAUUACAUUUUAAUUAGAUUUCAAAGAAAAUUUUUUAAAAAAUGGCUGCCAUAUUAAAAGUUGUUAAUCCGAUUACACGAAGUACUUAUUUAAAGUUUAAUAAUUGGAGCCGUCCUUUUGUUUGUUGUAAGAAACUUAAUCAAACCAUGGAGUAUUCCUCUAAGUCAGGAUCAUCUAAUGCAUAUUCAGUAAUCGAUCAUGAAUAUGAUGCUGUUGUUGUUGGUGCUGGUGGAGCUGGUCUUCGUGCUGCAUUUGGUUUAGUGCAAGAAGGUUUUAAAACAGCAGUUAUAACAAAACUUUUUCCUACAAGAUCUCACACAGUUGCUGCACAGGGAGGAAUAAACGCAGCUUUGGGUAAUAUGGAAGAUGAUGAUUGGAGAUGGCAUAUGUUUGAUACAGUAAAAGGUUCAGAUUGGUUAGGUGAUCAAGAUGCUAUACAUUAUCUUACUAGAGAAGCUCCCGCUGCUGUGAUAGAAUUGGAAAAUUAUGGUAUGCCUUUUAGUAGAACUGAUGAAGGAAAAAUAUAUCAACGAGCAUUUGGAGGUCAAAGUUUAAAAUAUGGUAAAGGUGGUCAAGCACAUAGAACUUGUUGUGUAGCUGAUAGAACUGGCCAUUCAUUAUUACAUACAUUAUAUGGUUAUUCGCUAAAAUUUAAUUGUAAUUAUUUUGUUGAAUACUUUGCUUUGGAUUUAAUUAUGGAAAAUGGAGAAUGUGUUGGAGUUAUUGCUCUAUGUUUGGAAGAUGGUACUAUUCACCGUUUUAGAGCUAAAAAUACUGUUCUUGCUACUGGAGGUUAUGCUAGGGCUUAUUUUUCAUGUACAGCAGCUCAUACAUGUACUGGUGAUGGUCAAGCUUUAGCAUCUAGAGCAGGAAUCCCAAUGCAAGAUAUGGAAUUUGUACAAUUUCAUCCUACAGGAAUUUAUGGUGCUGGUUGUUUAAUGACGGAAGGUUGUCGUGGUGAAGGAGGUUACUUAAUUAAUGGUUUAGGAGAACGAUUUAUGGAAAAAUAUGCUCCAAAUGCUAAAGAAUUAGCAUCAAGAGAUGUAGUAUCUAGGUCAAUGACUAUUGAAAUUAUGGAAGGAAGGGGAUGUGGGCCAGAUAAAGAUCAUGUGUACCUUCAAUUACAUCAUUUACCUGCUGAACAGUUGCAAGCUAGAUUGCCUGGUAUUUCAGAAACUGCUAUGAUCUUUGCUGGAGUAGAUGUUACUAAAGAACCAAUUCCAGUACUUCCAACUGUUCACUAUAACAUGGGAGGUAUUCCAACUAAUUAUAGAGGACAGGUUAUCAAUCCUGAAAAUGGCAAAGACAAAGUUGUUCCUGGAUUAUAUGCUUGUGGUGAAGCUGCUUGUACAUCUGUACAUGGUGCUAAUCGUCUGGGUGCUAACUCACUUCUGGAGUUAGUUGUAUUUGGUCGCUCAUGUGCUUUAGAUAUAGCUAAAUAUAAUAAACCUGGUGACAAAAUUCCUAAAAUCAGUGAAAAUGCUGGAGAAAAAUCUAUAGCUAACAUUGAUAAUUUACGCUUUAAAAAUGGAUCAACACCCACAGCAGAUUUACGUUUAGACAUGCAAAAAACAAUGCAACUCUAUGCUGCAGUUUUUAGAACAGGUAAAACAUUAGAAGAAGGCUGUCUCAAAAUGCAAGAUAUUUAUUCAAAAUUAAAAGAUAUUAAGAUAAACGAUAAAACAUUGGUUUGGAACUCUGACCUAGUUGAAUCAUUAGAACUUCAAAAUCUUAUGAUAACAGCACAACAAACUAUAGUAUCAGCUGCUGCACGCAAAGAAUCACGAGGAGCUCAUGCUAGGGAUGAUUUCAAGGAACGUAUUGAUGAAUAUGAUUACAAAAAACCCUUAGAAGGACAAACAAAGUUAAAAUUAGUAGAUCAUUGGAGAAAACAUUCACUUGCUCAUAUCAAUCCUGAUUCUGGAGAAAUAAAACUUACUUAUAGACCAGUAAUUGAUCAUACACUAGAUGAAAAUGAAGUAAAAUCGGUACCACCAAUGAUUCGAUCAUAUUAGAAUUUUUGACUAAAUUAUUAAGUCUAGUCUGUUAUAAGAAAUUACAUAAAAAAUCAUUGCAUUAGUAUUUAAAACAAAAAAGAAGUGAGAGAGAAGGAAAAGAAUGUGAUAUUCUUAAAGGUGUUAAAUAUUAACAAGUUACUAUAUAAAAUCUUAUUUCAAUGAAUAUCUUUUUUCAUUUUAAUAAUGCGAAUCACAAGUAUUAGUAGUUUAUAAUGAAAUGAUUUACCUAAUUAAAUUUAUUGUUUUAUUGCUAUUGGCAUGUGAAUAAUUAUUUGUUUUGUAUAAUUCAAAAAAAUUUACAAAAAAAAAAGUGUAAAAAUAUAAUUUAACUUAUUUACCAAUAAAUUUUUAAAAUAUUUUCUUAAGUUCA
Molecule: messenger RNA, 2488 nt
Organism: Daktulosphaira vitifoliae (grape phylloxera)
Lineage: Eukaryota; Metazoa; Arthropoda; Insecta; Hemiptera; Phylloxeridae
Gene: SdhA
Product: succinate dehydrogenase [ubiquinone] flavoprotein subunit, mitochondrial
Exons: 12
Coding region: 142-2115 (657 amino acids)
Biological process (GO): tricarboxylic acid cycle; mitochondrial electron transport, succinate to ubiquinone
Molecular function (GO): succinate dehydrogenase (quinone) activity; electron transfer activity; flavin adenine dinucleotide binding
Source: RefSeq, a predicted model, not a curated record